Messenger RNA from Diatraea saccharalis (sugarcane borer), 2376 nucleotides. The record is from the annotation of a GenBank genome assembly. NCBI's taxonomy places the organism in Eukaryota, Metazoa, Arthropoda, Insecta, Lepidoptera, Crambidae.
AUGAAACGUAAAUAUGAACGGCUGUAUCGAGCAGAGUGGGAGCAAGAACCAACACUUUCAAAGUGGCUAUCAAAAGCACAAGAUGAAGAUGUGGCAUUUUGCAAAGCAUGUAAUUCGAAGGUGUUGCCUAGGUUGUCUGUUAUAAAAGAACAUGCAAAUACUGGAAAACACAAGAAGAAUAUGAUCGGUUACAGUGGACAGUCAUCGGUUACGAAAUUUUUUAAAUCGUCUUCAUUAGAAGAUGAAGUGAAAAAAGCAGAGCUCAACAUGUGUGCUCUGCUGGCAGAACAUAACUUGCCUUUUCGGAUCAUGGACCACAUGAGUGAAAUAAUCAACAAGUGCUUUUCCGAUCCGGAGGUUGCGAAGGCUUACUCAUGCAAAAGAACGAAAGCAGCAGUCUUAACAUAUAAUGUUCUGAAGCCGGAAUUGGAGAAGGAGAUGCAUGCAGAUUUGAGAUCUUGUCAAAAUAUUAGUACAGGUUCACCAAUGUUUUCUUUGAUAAUAGAUGAGAGUACAGAUGUAUCGUCCACAAAAAUGCUUGCAAUCGUUACUAAAUACUUUUCUGAAAAAUCAUCAACGUUAAAAACUAAGUUCUUAGCUACGGUAGAUUUAGAGGGAGAAACGGCACAAAAUUUGUUUGAUGCUCUGUCAAAAGCUUUAGGCGACAUAAAUCUUGAUGUUAAGGAUGUAAUUGGUUUCGGGGCAGAUACUACGAAUGUCAUGUUUGGUGAACAUGGUGGUAUAAUCGCUAAAAUUAGGGAUCGUAAUCCACAUUGCUUGUUUAUUAAGUGUAUCUGUCAUUCCACUGCUUUAUCGGUGAGUUACGCAAGCAAAGACACAUUACCAAGAGCCAUUAAUCAAGUUGUGAAAGAAGUUUACGUUUACUUCGCACAUAGCAGCAAAAGACAAAGAGAAUUUUUGGAGUUCCAAGAGUUUACGAAGACAGAGCAACACAAAAUUCUACAACAUUACGACAUUCGCUGGCUUUCAUUGCACUCAUGUAUAAACAGAACUCUUGAGCAGUGGGAUGCUCUGAAAGUUUAUUUUCAAGGUCAAUAUUUGGAUGACAAAAAUAUGUCCUCCCAAUUUUUGUACGACAGUUUUAAUGACAAAAUAUUGAAAUUAUAUUUCUAUGCACUAGACUAUAUCCUACCGAUAGUCAAUAAAUUAAACACAAUAUUCCAAGGGGAUUAUGCAAAUGUACACUUAGUUUACAAAGACAUCUCUCAAAUGCUUGUGACAUUAAUAAGUUGUUACAUGAAAGCAAGCUACGUAAGGAGCACAGACCCACUUAUUCUUGAUCCGACAUCCACCGUUAACUUUUUACCUUUGAAGGACAUUUACUUAGGUGUAAACGUGGCAAAAGAAAUCAGUCAUCUUGCAAGUGACACGAAUCUGAAAGCAGGAAUAAAAACAUUCCUUGAACGAUUUCAAUCAUUUUUGAUUGAACUUUCCAGUCAGUUAAAAUCCCGGUUGCCACUAAACACCCUCUUCAAAGAUUUACAGUUUUUGUUUCCACAAAAUGUUGUAUAUCAAGAGUUCACUUCCAUAGCACAUCUAGCUAGUCAAUUUCCAAAUAUUGUAAGUGAAAAUAACUGUAACGUUGUUCUAUUUAAUGAUAAAACAGUAAAUUAAUGUUUACGUGUCUCCGUAUUAAUUAUAAAUUGUUUGUCAUUAUUUACAAACUGCAAAUAAAUUAAAAUAAAUAAUAAUCUUAAAACUAUGUUAAUUGUUAAUGAAAACUUAAUAACUACUAAAGAAUAAAUAAUUAUACGUUAAAAAAAAAUUACUUAAAACCUAACUAUAUACAAAUUAAAUAUUACAAACAAACAGAUCGCACGCAGAUGUAAUAUAUAUAUACAGCGAUGUUGGCGCGGGCGUGGGUAGCAUAAAAAACGAUAACAAGUCGACCGCGCGGCGGCCGGCGGCGGCCAGCCGCUCGUGCCUGUUGCGAGCCACACUUACAAAUGAAUCUUGUUUGAAAACAGCUGUGUAACGCUUUUCAAAAUAUAAAGUCUGUUCGAUUUUUACUAAGUCUUCGACUGACGAUUCUUAUUUUAAAUAAAUAUAUAAAAAAAAAGUUUAAAUAAAUAUAAGAAACACUUAGAAGUGUAGUGAAAAAAUAUAAUCCCGUACUGGGUAAGUUGUGCAUUUAACCAAUUAUUUAAUGAGUAGAAACGUUUGAAUUAUACUUCGUCGCUGCAUCCUCGAGAUUUUCAUAUUUAUAUUCACCAUGUAGUCCACUCCUAAAUGUACUAGGCAUCGAACACAUUUUUAGAGCUAAAAAUAGAAUAUUAUUUAAAAAGAGGCAACAUUUGACUAAGAAAUCCAUUUCUCGACGUAAGAGGGCGCGCGGGUGCAACCUACCAGCGCUAG